AUGGAAAGGAACAAUUGGAGAAAACGAAUAAAGUCCUUCGUGACAAAAGUCUACUCCAAGUCCCAACCCAACAUGAUAUUCUCCGUCAUAGGGGACUCCGACAAUCUGAUUCCAAAGCCUUGGCCCAAGUCAAGAUUCCAGCAAUCUUUGACUUAUGCUGCAAAGGCCGCAGGGAAUUGUCUAAUACUCAGCAAGGGGGAGCCACUAAAGGUCUCUAAAAUAGUCCGUGAGAUGAUGGAGGAAUACAUCUACCUAGAGAAGCCGGCCCGUCCGAACCUCCGACUGAUCUCCGUCCCCUCUAAGCCUGUGGAGGACACGGGUCUCUACUUUGAUCUACCAGAGGUCCUAGAAUUUGAUGAAAACCAGAGCAAUAAUAAUGAAAGCCGAGGCAAGGGCAAGGACAAAGACGAGGAAGCCGAGAUCUAUGCAGACGACAGUUUCUUUUGCAAGCUCCCCGCUCGUACCGCGGAUGAAGACUAUAUUGAUUUUAGGGCUGAGCUCGAGAGGACUUUAGAGAGACCGACGGACGAAGAAAGGAAUGCCUUACUAUUAAUUCUGGUGGAAGGCGACUUGUCGGCUGUGGACCACAUCAAGCUAGCCACUGAGAGUGGAAUUCCUGUCGUGUUUAUGAAAGGAACAGGCGGGCUGGCAGAUCUCAUGUCCAUUGCUAUGGAGGACAGUGAGGUGGAAAUAAGAACACUGCUUCCUGUUCUGUUUGGUAUUGAGCUGGACGACACUGAGCAUGAAAUUGAGACACUGGAGGAAUGUCUGAAAACUAUUUUGGAAAGAUCUUACUUAAUUGAUACUUUUGACCUUGUUGAAAAAAAUGAAGAACAGUUCGCGGCACUUGUUGGUGAAUUGGUGCAAAAAUCCAGGUUAUUAGAAAACAAGGACUCCUCGAAGAAACACGCCUUAG
Molecule: messenger RNA, 916 nt
Organism: Saccostrea cuccullata (small rock oyster)
Lineage: Eukaryota; Metazoa; Mollusca; Bivalvia; Ostreida; Ostreidae
Exons: 6
Biological process (GO): calcium ion transmembrane transport
Cellular component (GO): plasma membrane
Molecular function (GO): ligand-gated calcium channel activity
Source: RefSeq, a predicted model, not a curated record